GAAAUGAAAUUAAAGUCUUUGUGUGAAUAAUGCAUGUUAAUGCUGAUCCAGGAAGUACUGCUGUGAUGUGAUGAAAAAGGGAAGUUAUAAUAGAUCUGAUGCAAGUCAGUAGAUUAUGCUUCAGAUUCUGUUUCUGCAGCACAGCUUCAGUCCGUCUCUAAUCAGCAGCAGGAGUUACAACCGGAAACUUGGGAUCUAAACAGGAGUUUCCCACACUUUCUGCUCUCAGGAAGGUUGAUGUUCAUUAUUGAUUGAAAAUAUGAACAUCUGGACAGCAGAGAAAAUAAUUCUUCUCGGUUUUCUGUGGAAAGGUGUUUGCUGUAGAGAUUUUAGUAUCAGUUUGCCAGAAAAUAUUGAAGCUCUCAGUGGAUCAUGUGUGAUCAUAAAGUGCAGGUUUGAGAUUGAGGACAAGUAUGAUGGAGACCUCACAGAAAGUGCAGCUACAGGAAUGUGGUUCAAAGAUGGAACACAUCCGUUUAUCAAUCAAGUGUUUAAUUCCAGCAAUACCAAACCUAAUCACUUCAGUGGGAAAAUAGCUGGAAAACUACACAAAAAGGACUGCACCACUAUCUUUUACAAUAUUACUUCAAAUCAUAGUGGUAAAUAUUACUUCAGGAUUGAGGGCAAUGGUGGACUGAAAUGGAACUAUGAUAGAGAGUCAACUUCAAUAAAUGUGAUCGACUCUCCCCCCAAACCUAUAGUGCAGCUGUAUGUGGAGCAGAAGGAGGUGCAGGAUCAGGAGGAGGUGUUGGAGGUGUUGGAGGGGAGCUCUGUGAGUCUGCGCUGCUCUGCUGAGACUCUCUGCUCCUCUCCUCCACCAACUCUCACAUGGAGCUCCACUCCCAGAAUCCCCCUCAGUGAGAGCAGCAGACUACAGGAGCUCAUCUCUGAUCUGAACUUCACUGCUACUCACCGUCAACACAGAGUCACUUUCACCUGCACUAUAACCUACCAGCUACAGGACAAGAACAAAACAGCACAGAACAACAUCACAUUACAUGUUCAGUAUUCGCCUAAAAACACAUCAGUGUCUGUGAUUCCCUCCAGCUCUGUGUUGGAGGGCAGUUCAGUGACUCUGAUCUGCAGCAGUGAUGCAAAUCCAGCAGUGUUGAACUACACCUGGUCCAGAGAGAGUGAAGGACAGUUGGAGCAGCUGCAGACUGGACACACUCUUACCUUCAAUAGGACCGACCUGAAACACAGAGGCUGGUACCACUGUACAGCUCAGAACCAACAUGGCAGCCAAAACUCAUCAGUGAUGCUGGACAUUCAGUAUCCUCCUCAGAUCUCUGCUUCCUCCAGCUAUAUCAGUGGAGAUGUAAUGGUGUGUUUCUGUGAGGCUGAUGGGAAUCCCUCUCCUAAACUGGAGUGGCAUCUGUCUGGACGUCCUGUCACUAACUCUUCAAACAUGUUCAUCAGUGAAGAGCGAUUGAGCAGCACAGGCUUGAGGAGCUCCAUCACUCUACAUCAGUCUCUCACACACACAUCCACUCUGCAGUGUGUCAGCAAAAACACUCAUGGAACUGCAAGUCAACUGUUUCAUCCGGUUUUCAUCACUGAAAAAGCUCCAUGGUUUAACACUUAUUCCCUCCUGGUUGGAGUCGCAGCUGGAACUUUGUUCAUGGCAAUCUUAUGGGUCACAACACUGCUGUACAGAUAUAUCUUCAGGACUCAAACGGGAGAUAAAGCUGGACUGAUUCAGAAUGAUGCGGCUGACUUGGUGGACAGUGGGGGAGAGCCUUUUUAUAGUAAUAAAGUUAUGAUGUCAUCAGCUGAAGACCCCACACCAAACCACCCAGAACCCCUACAUUAUUCAACAAUUAACUUUACAAACACCAAACCGGAGUCAAACGACAUCAGAGGCAUCUCUGCACUUACUACCGAUUAUGCUGUGGUCCGAUAUUGUGGUCAAAACGCAGUAGAUAGUGAGGCAAAGAUCGCAAAGAAUUAUUCUUCAAUGCCAGAUGGAGAAGCCAUUUACCAGGUUCCUCACAAAGCAGCAGCCAAACAGGAGCAGAUAUGGACGUAAAUCAAGGUGAAUCUACAAAAGCUUGUUUAAAAACAAUUUUAAUUCAUUUAAUUAGAUUUAAAGCGCACUGAAAUAUGUAACUGCUGUUAUUGUGUUAAUAACAAACAUUCUUUGGGUUUGCUUGCUUGCUUGAACAGUGUCAUAUGUGCAAUAUUUUGUUGUCAACAGGCCUACUUGCUUAAAAAUGCUUCAUUAUGAAGUGUUUAUGAAAUCAUCUCUUCAACAUUAUGCAAACAUUCUUGAAUAGAUUUUAGCUUUUAGCAAGGGGAAUAAUGUAUGCAAGAUAAAAACAAAAGAAAAAAGCAAUAAAGUAUUACAUUGCUCA
Molecule: messenger RNA, 2354 nt
Organism: Labeo rohita (rohu)
Lineage: Eukaryota; Metazoa; Chordata; Actinopteri; Cypriniformes; Cyprinidae
Product: sialic acid-binding Ig-like lectin 14
Exons: 9
Coding region: 260-2029 (589 amino acids)
Source: RefSeq, a predicted model, not a curated record